Phytophthora infestans T30-4 is the source of this 1307-nucleotide messenger RNA. RefSeq lists its product as uncharacterized. Gene Ontology annotation, molecular function: protein binding. The coding region runs from base 21 to 1307 and encodes 428 amino acids. The record is from RefSeq and is a predicted model, not a curated record. NCBI's taxonomy places the organism in Eukaryota, Oomycota, Peronosporomycetes, Peronosporales, Peronosporaceae. The transcript has a single exon.
CUCACCCAAUCUCCCCGACGAUGAAGUUCACCGCUGGAAUUGUUCUUGCCGCCAUCGCCGUCGCAGGAGUCUCUGCCGAGUCUACCAUCACCGUAGACCCCAAGACGCUCACUCACGUGGACCCUGCUUCAAUUAUCGGUAUUGGUCCCGUUGUCCCCGCCGGUAACGACCCCAAGAUGAAGAAGGCAAUGGAGCAGCUGGCUGGCUCGCACUCGGCUUCUGGUAGCGGCAACUACUACACCAUCGACCCCCGUACGAUGCCAACUCAAAACCCUGCUUACCUGGAGGGUCUCGGCCCUCAGAUGCCAGUCAAGGACCUCCCUAAGGAGAGCUCGACCAACACUCUUCAAAUCGACCCCAACACUCUUCCGGUCCAAGACCCCAAGUAUCUUGAAGGUCUUGGCCCUCAGACGCCUGCUGGGGACAACCCGAAGCUUAAAAAGGCCAUGGAAUCGCUUGAGGGCUCGCAUGAUGCUUCUAGCGGCAGCAACUACUACACCAUUAACCCUCGUGAUCUUCCUAAGUACGACCCUAGCUUCGGCUUUGGCCCGGGACCGGUCGUGCUACCAGGCAUGCCAGGUUAUGGUAAGAACGAGGCCGCCAACAAGGCCUGGGAGGAAUUCCAGAAGCAAGACGGUGGAUCUAACAACGGCAAGAACCGCAAGCUGGAGGCUGCUGAAUCGACUGACACCCUUACUAUUGACCCCAAGACUUUCCCGACCCAGGACCCCAAAUACCUUGAAGGACUUGGCCCCCAGACCCCAGCCGGUGACAACCCGAAGCUUAAGAAGGCUAUGGAACAACUUGCAGGCUCGCAUGAAUCCUCCAGCGGCAGCAACUAUUACACUAUUGAUCCUCGCACGCUGCCGACCCAAGACCCCAAGUAUCUUGAGGGACUUGGCCCUCAGACUCCUGCUGGCCCCAAUGUGAAGAAGGCUAUGACUGACUUUGCUUCGAAGGAUUCGGGUACUACUACCACGCUCGACACUACAAAGACUGCGACCCCAACACUCAACCCUGCGAUGUACGAGGGUCUUGGCCCUGCAAUGCUCCCUGGCAUGCCUGGUUACGGUCAAAACGCUCAGUUCAACAAGGCCUGGAAAGAGUUUACCCACCAGCAAAGCGCCUCUACUAGUGCCAGCGGUAGUGGUGUUUCCAACUGCCCCGAUGCUUGCCCUGACGUGUACACGCCUGUAUGUGGCUCGGACGGCAACACGUACAGCAACUCGUGUUUCCUAGGCAUUGCCAGCUGCAAGAACCCGGACAAGCACAUUGCCCAGGCUUCCGAAGGAUCGUGCCCUAAUUAG